AUGGCGUCUCUCUUCCAGCUUCCCGAGGAGCUCCUCCUAUCCCCCUUAUUCGAACGUUUCCCCUGCCGCGAACGUCAGAUCCGGUCUUUAGCUACUCUUCUCCAUCCCGCCGCCGCGCCCUGCCGGAACCUCAUCGUCUACGGCACCGAAGCCACCGGAAAGUCGGCCAUCAUCGAGGCUCUCCUGCAGAGGCUCUCCAAGCCCCUCGACGAAGAACCGGAAGCCGACCCCAAAACCUCUCUCAGCUUCGCCAUCGUCAACUCUAUACAAUGUAUCACGGGCCGGCAUUUAUUCGAGCGGACAAUCGCUGCCGUGGUGGACGCGAUACAAUGGGAGGCUCCGUCCAAGAAGUGCGAGACGUUAGCUCAAUUGAUGGUUGAGCUGUGCAAGAUGCUAAAGUACACACAACGACCCGACGGCUGGCGCCUCGUGCUCGUCUUUGACGCAAUUGACCGUCAGAGAGACGCUCCCGCAACUCUCCUCCCAGCAUUAGCACGGCUAUCCGAAGUGAUACCAUGCCUAACCUGCGUCUUCAUCGUCACCGCCCCUCCCCCCUCCAGCCUCCGCAUCUCCUUCGUACCACACAUCCAAUUCCCAAACUACACCAAGCAGGAAUUCGUCAAAAUCAUCUCGGCGUCCCCGCCGCCGCCGACCCCGACCACGACGCAAGACGACACAAACUUCCUCUGGACCCGCUUCGUCGGCGCCGUCUGCGACGCCCUCACGACGUCGGCGUCCCGCACCCUACCCUCGUGCCGCCACAGCUGCGACGCCCUCUGGCCGCGCUUCACGGCGCCCAUCCUGGCGCGCACCCACGGCCCGCGCGAGUUCUCCAAGCUCCUCAUCGCCUCGCGCGUGCAUUUUCAGGACGAGAGCCUCCUGAACCCGAGUAUCGUCUCCAUCAAGCUCGGCAAUUCUUCUUCGACGGUGUCUAUGACGACGACGACAACGACAAAGGUGAAUGGCCACACACCAGUGGGCACGCCCUCGAAGCACGCAACAGCAUCAGCUCAAUCAGCGGCGGCACUGAUGAGCACCGCCACCGCCGACCUAACAACCCUACUACCGACAACCACCCGCCUGCUGCUGUUGGCAGCCUACCUCGCCUCACACAACGCGCCCCGCCACGACCUAACGCUCUUCUCAACCUACCACCACGGCCGCCGAAAACGCCGCGGCGGCGGGUUCGUAGCCCCCAAACGAGGCCGGCCGAGCAAGCACAAGAAGAUCUCGCGCAAGCUGCUCGGCGCGCACGCUUUCGUUCUGGAGCGCAUGCUCGCCAUCUUUGCUGCCGUGCGGAGCGAGUGGGCCGAGGCCGACGUGCGUGGCGGGUUUGGUACUGUCGGUGGCGGCAGCGUGGUGGACGGCGACGUGGGUAUGGCUAUCUCGACGCUUGCGAGUUUGCGGUUGCUGAUGAAGGUUGGCACGGGUGGUGAUCCGAUGGACCGUGGAGGCAAGUGGAGGAUUAACGUCGGGUGGGAUAUCAUUCGGGGCGUGGGGCGGAGCGUUGGUAUUGAGGUGGAGGAAUGGCUCAUCGACUGA
Molecule: messenger RNA, 1542 nt
Organism: Colletotrichum lupini
Lineage: Eukaryota; Fungi; Ascomycota; Sordariomycetes; Glomerellales; Glomerellaceae
Product: origin recognition complex subunit Orc5
Exons: 3
Coding region: 1-1542 (513 amino acids)
Biological process (GO): DNA replication; DNA replication initiation
Cellular component (GO): nuclear origin of replication recognition complex; nucleus
Molecular function (GO): DNA replication origin binding
Source: RefSeq, a predicted model, not a curated record